CAUUCAUUAUCGUUCCAUUUAGAUUUUUAUGAAGCUGAAUCUGUGAGAAUGAGGAAGCUGACUGGCAGAGUCAAUUUUCCUCAUGAAAGUCCUAAUUGAUAUUGUUGGGGGCGUUUUGCCCUCUGAUACAUAGCCUUGGUACAAAUUGCUUACACAUUGAAGACAAUGUCUGCUGAUAUAAGCAGCAGCGUAGAUAGCAAUUGGCAGAAGACCGGUAUCUUUUCCUGGGGACUGGGCCUACAGCUGCACAGUUUUGCUUUGGACAAUCAUCUGGAUGCCAAAGAGGUGGUAAGCCAACGUGAGGGUGAACUCCUGAAUGCAAGUUUAUCUCCAGAUGGAUUGUCCCUGGCCCUCGUUUAUGCAUCUCAUGACACCCCUCCUUGUGUCCUGAAUCUGAGUACUAACCAGAAAAAGCAGGUGGCCCUCUCAAGACCUAAAACAUCGGUGAGGUGUUGCACAUUUUGUUACCGGAAAACAAAUCGAUACCUUUUCCUCGGAGAAGAAGGUCUUCGUGUCACUGCUUGGGAUGUGGAAGCAUCAUGUGUGAAACGAUUGUAUACCGGGCUGCCUAGUGAGCCAGUGAAGUUGGCCAUGAACUUUGAGGACACCCAGAUUGCAGUGGGAUGUGGAGGUGGUCAGAUUGCUAUCUAUGACAUCGUGUCGGGUGCCCUUGCGCCCUUCUUGGUCAUCCCUGGGUCUCAGGGGGUGAAUGAUGUCAAGUUUGGAGGGAGGUCAUGCCAGUCACUUCUGGGGAGCACAUAUGAUUAUGGUCAUGUUGCCAUUUGGGAUGCAGCGACCUCCAAACUCCGUCACCAGUUUUCUGGGAUUCAUGUUGCUCCUGCAAUGGGCCUUGCCUUCUCUCCCAUCAAUGACAUUCUCAUGGCGAGUGUUGGUCUGGACCGAAAGCUCGCUCUCCUUGAUCCCUCAUCAGCAAAGGAGGUGAAGGCUGUGACCCUGGAUUCCCCCUUGACCUGUGUGGACUUCCACAGAAAUGGGUUCAUCUUGGGAGUUGGAAAUCAGGACGGGGAGGUUAUCGUGUUCGACCUGAGGAACCUCCGGACCCCAGUUGCCAAGGGGGCAGCACUGUCAUCUGCUGAUCCACCUGAACCUCUCAAUGGGAUUUCCUUCUUUCAAGCCAGGUCCCAGGUCUCGAGUCCGACGCGCUCGUCCAAGAGCCCCAUACGCUCGUCCAAAAAGAGAAAAGGGAGUGUGACUGCAACCAAUGAUGCAGAACCCCAUGUCUACGCCCAGCCCCAGACUCUCUCCUCAAGUCAUUCCAACCCCGUACCUGAUUCCUUCUUUUCUUCUGCUCCCUCCAUCUCUCCUACCUCCAUUCCGCAUGCCGGAAGGACAAGGGAAGGACCAAUUGGAGCCAACCUCCAGGGCUCCGAACGUGCCGACACGAGUGCCGAGGACGAGGAGACCGACUCCAAGGGCAACCCUGUGGCCCAAGGAUUUGUGGAUCAGUUCGUGCAGCAGUGUGUUGUUGACCAGCUCGUCCCCUACCUGGAGGACAGCUUCCUCAGCCUCCGUGGGGACCUUGCAAAGUGGAUGCUUCAGGAUAAGGUCGUCUGA
This is a messenger RNA of Darwinula stevensoni, 1575 nucleotides long. Lineage: Eukaryota; Metazoa; Arthropoda; Ostracoda; Podocopida; Darwinulidae. The record is from the annotation of a GenBank genome assembly.